UCGGCCUUUGGAGAAGAGGGCCGCGGAAGGGAUUGGCUGAGACGCAAACGGUCGUUUCUCUUCAUUGGCCAAACGUAUUGCCGCAGGAGCCGAGUAUGAAUGGCCGGAGGUCGGUUUGAGAAGGGAGGUUAAAGCUUCCCUGAGCUCGGGCAACUCUGGCGGAUCUUCGAGAGCCUUUGAGGGGCCGGCGACCCCCAGCAGAACGGCAGACGCCAGGUCCGUGAGUGCCUGCAGAGCUUGAAGGCCUCGCCCUUCAGCCUCGCCCGCCGUUCUAAAAUUCUGGACGGGAUGGAGAAGGGAGGGGAGAAAGAACCACCAUUAGCUACAAUAUGGAGAGAUCCUAGCACCAUGGGAACUCCAGCCUCUAUUACCCGUGAUUUGCCACAGAAUCAAAUCGCUAAAUCAUGUGCUAGAAAGAGAGCAUCUGCCAAUAUUUUCCAGGGGGUGGGCUUACUGCAGUUACGUCGUCUCUUCCGUAGCAGUGGGGAUAUGCAAGCAGAAGAACGAGCCCAGCUAAUUUGGGAGCGUGCAGAAAGCCAAUGCAUUACUCGGGCCUUACAACAGCUCCACAGAAGACAGAGAAAACUGAAGCUGCAAGCCAAUGGGAAGCCUCUAUCUGGAAAGGGCAGUAGUACCAGAUUGCUAGAGCUACAGCACUUCAAUCACUUAAGGAUUGAAGAUUGUGAUACAUCUACUGCUCUUGAUGGUGACAGUAAGAAGAGACAGAAAGAGAUAGCAGAUGGAAGUGGCCACUACAUUGCUUCCCAAUCUAGGAAGAAGGAAAAAGAGAUGGAUGUGGCUACGUACACAAUGAAAAAUGAUUGUGAUCUUAUGCCAAUGGUUGUAGCCGAGUGUAAUCAGACUAGCCUGGAGAAGCCUCAAAGGGAGAAUGUCUGACAAAUGAUUGCAGGUAACAGCAGAAAAAAAAUUGAAAAAUUAUUUUGCUCUAAAGCACUUUGGUUUGCUAAUUUAGACUUGAUCAGUUUAUGUCAAAGCACAAACACUACGUAUUUUGACUAUUUAUGGUUUAUAUUUAAUAAAGCUUCCUGUCUAAAGAUGUCUCUGAAUAAAAGAGUCCAAAUGUCUCUGUAGUACAUAACUGUUUUCUCCCAAGAGAUCUUUUGAAAAAUUUACAAUCAGAAUGCCGAAGAAAUUACUUUUCAUUAUUCCACAUAUGCAAACUUACCACUAUUCAGAGGUGGUGUAGGUAAACACUGUUAAUAACUGCUUCUGUAUUUAUCUUCCAUCACCUGAUCUACUUUUACAAAUUGUUUCAGAGAAACCAAUUUGGUGAUUAUGCAUUGUGUGCAUUUGUCCAGCCUAUGAAAACAUAUUGGCCUUAGCGUAAUAGCUUUAUGAUAUCACGAUGUAGGAGGCCACAUUCCCUCACAUCACCAGCUUCAACAGUUUUUGCUCAGCAGUGUGUCAGAGAAAAGAGUCUGCCCUACCAAAGGCCUGGAAUCAUUUGUUGGCAGUAUGCCGUAUAUGAAAAGGACUACAUCAAUUUUAGAACUGCAAGCUGCUUACCUUUGCUUUGAACAUUGAACUGGCAAGGUUUAUUUAAAUAAAAGGUUUUAGUAAGUACAGCAAGUUUCUGAACAUGUUUGCUAACUCAUUGCAGAUAGAACUAAAUGCUUUCCCACUGCCACAAAUGCACACAAAUAUUCUAAAGGCAGGUACCUUUUCCCUACAAUUGCAGAAAAAGCACCACAGAAAUUCUAUUAAAUCCACAUCUAUAUUCAUAGGUUCAUAAUAUGUAUAAGAUAUAUAAAAAUGAGGUCUUUAGCAUGAGAGAACCCAUUGUUUCAUUCAAUCUUGUCUGUCAAGCUUGCCAUCUUUUAUCAAUUUUACUGUAAGUUGUUUAAUUGUGAGCCAUCUGGCGUCAUUGGGAGUCAGGCAACACUCACGUUUGAUAAAUUAUUACCUUCUCCAACUAAGCCUUAGGGAAUCAUUUGACUUUGUAUAUAAUUAGAUUCAGUCAAUAUAUUAACCCAGAUUAUCAUACCCUUGAUGCUAUCUUCAUAUAGCCUACUAUGCCUUUGCAAAUAAACCAUGAUAACCUGGCACAUAAAAAGAUAAUUCAGUUUCUGUAGCCUGCUUGAACUACCAAGGAUCCAACUAUAUUCUAGCCUAGAGCAGUGCCCUCCUAAUUUUUUUUCUUUCGUUACACAAAACUGUUUAUCAGAGAAUCUUUUUUAUCCAACAUAGGUAAAUACUUUAAUUUAAAUGUCCCUGUUGUGAUUAGGUAAUAGGUUCGUGUGUCAUUACCAAAGAAAAACCACAUUUACCCAAUUUGAGAUAAUUUGCUGUAGUCUGAAAAGCGCUGACCUGGCCCUAGAGUAAUAUGUGAACCAGUUAUAAGCAGCUGCAGGACAGCAUGAUACACUUAGCUGCUUUUUCACUUCAUGGACACGAUUGACAGCUGCCAAGGAACAAUUAUGUCAUAUUGCCAUUCAAGCACUGACAGGAAGGUCUGACUUCCAAUGGGCAAAAAGUUACACUACUACUUACUUCACCUCUGCAAUUGUUUCUGAACAUUACUAAAUCAACAUUUGGAAGUGUGUCAAGGCCAAAUUAAACAGCAGCAUAGGAAAAAAUAAGGCACAACAGUUCCCAGGAGACAAUAUACAAUUUUGUAUCACCCUAAGCCUAAAUGUAAUGGUUUCCCUACAACUCUGGAAUAUAAUCCUGUAAUCCCACUCCAUAUUUUAAUAUUGAAUUUGAAAAAUUGAUUUUCAGUCAUUGCACACAUGCAAUGCUUUCAGCAUAGAACAUGUAAUAAUUAAGUCAGUUCUAAUC
Molecule: messenger RNA, 2799 nt
Organism: Thamnophis elegans (Western terrestrial garter snake)
Lineage: Eukaryota; Metazoa; Chordata; Lepidosauria; Squamata; Natricidae
Gene: AVPI1
Product: arginine vasopressin induced 1
Exons: 3
Coding region: 289-897 (202 amino acids)
Source: RefSeq, a predicted model, not a curated record